UCGCAACAAUGGUUAUUUUCUACUAAUCACAAAGAUAUUGGUACUUUAUAUUUUAUCUUUGGGGCCUGAGCUGGUAUAGUAGGAACUUCUUUAAGAAUCCUUAUUCGAGCCGAAUUAGGUCACCCAGGAGCUUUAAUUGGAGAUGACCAAAUUUAUAACGUAAUUGUUACUGCCCAUGCUUUUAUUAUAAUUUUCUUUAUAGUUAUACCAAUUAUAAUUGGAGGAUUUGGAAAUUGACUUGUACCUUUAAUAUUAGGAGCUCCUGAUAUAGCUUUCCCACGUAUAAAUAAUAUAAGUUUUUGACUUUUACCUCCUUUAACUCUAUUAUUAGUAAGAAGUAUAGUAGAAAAGGGAGCUGGUACAGGAUGAACUGUUUACCCACCUUUAUCUUCAAUUAUUGCCCAUAGAGGGGCUUCAGUUGAUCUAGCUAUUUUUUCCCUUCAUUUAGCCGGGAUUUCUUCAAUUUUAGGAGCCGUAAAUUUUAUUACUACAGUAAUCAAUAUACGAUCGACAGGAAUUACAUUUGAUCGAAUGCCUCUAUUUGUUUGAUCAGUGGUAAUUACGGCAGUACUUCUUCUUUUAUCUUUACCUGUUUUAGCUGGAGCUAUUACUAUAUUACUAACAGAUCGAAAUUUAAAUACUUCAUUCUUCGACCCAGCCGGGGGAGGUGACCCCAUUCUUUAUCAACAUUUAUUUUGAUUCUUUGGACACCCAGAAGUUUAUAUCUUAAUUUUACCCGGAUUUGGGAUAAUCUCCCAUAUUAUUAGUCAAGAAUCAGGAAAGAAGGAAACAUUCGGUUCUUUAGGAAUGAUAGCUAUAUUAGCAAUUGGUUUAUUAGGAUUUAUUGUUUGAGCUCAUCAUAUAUUUACUGUAGGAAUAGAUAUUGAUACACGAGCAUAUUUUACAUCUGCAACAAUAAUUAUUGCUGUACCAACAGGUAUUAAAAUUUUUAGUUGAUUAGCUACUUUCCAUGGAACUCAAAUCAAUUAUUCCCCAUCUAUUUUAUGAAGAUUAGGAUUUGUAUUUUUAUUUACUGUAGGGGGAUUAACAGGUGUAAUUUUAUCUAAUUCUUCUAUUGAUAUUACUUUACAUGAUACUUACUAUGUAGUUGCUCAUUUCCACUAUGUUUUAUCAAUAGGAGCUGUAUUUGCUAUUUUAGGUGGAUUUAUUCACUGAUAUCCAUUAUUUACUGGAUUAUCUUUAAAUCCUUAUAUAUUAAAAAUUCAAUUUUUUAUUAUAUUUAUCGGAGUAAAUUUAACUUUCUUCCCCCAACAUUUCCUAGGAUUAGCAGGUAUACCACGGCGAUACUCUGACUAUCCAGACGCUUACACAGCCUGAAAUGUAAUUUCAACUAUUGGAUCAACAAUUUCAUUAUUAGGAAUUUUAUAUUUAUUCUAUAUUAUCUGAGAAAGUUUAGUAUCACAACGACAAGUAAUCUUCCCAAUUCAAUUAAAUUCAUCAAUUGAAUGAUUACAAAAUACUCCACCUGCUGAACACAGAUAUAAUGAAUUGCCUUUAUUAGUUAAUUUCUAA
Molecule: messenger RNA, 1533 nt
Organism: Achroia grisella
Lineage: Eukaryota; Metazoa; Arthropoda; Insecta; Lepidoptera; Pyralidae
Product: cytochrome c oxidase subunit 1-like
Biological process (GO): electron transport coupled proton transport; mitochondrial electron transport, cytochrome c to oxygen
Cellular component (GO): membrane
Molecular function (GO): cytochrome-c oxidase activity; heme binding
Source: RefSeq, a predicted model, not a curated record